This is a messenger RNA of Phragmites australis (common reed), 2055 nucleotides long. Its product is annotated as E3 ubiquitin-protein ligase RGLG2-like. The record is from RefSeq and is a predicted model, not a curated record. Bases 435 to 1766 code for a protein of 443 amino acids. The transcript is spliced from 13 exons. Lineage: Eukaryota; Viridiplantae; Streptophyta; Magnoliopsida; Poales; Poaceae.
AACCUCUCUUCUCUUUUCUCCCUCGCGCCGACUAAUCAGUAUCAUCGCCGCCCCCCUCCUCUUGGCCGCUCCGAAGCUUCCUCCGUCGUUUUCCCGCGAGCGCGGGGGUCAGAGACACAGGCGCACAAGAAAUCUCCCCUCCGCUCGGCUGUACAAGAAAUCUCCCCUCCGCUCGGCUGCCGCUGCAUGCAUUGCCUUCUGGUUGAUCAAUUGACUCGACUUCCCCCCGUGGUUUUUUCUCCGAUUACUGUACCGCCAUUGGUUGAGACUUGAGCGCGUGUACUCGAGCGGAGGCGUGCGUACUUGGGUAGAAGCGGAACGGGGUAAGCCCGCCUGCGGCCUGAUUCGGGGGUUCCGUGCAGUUUGGUGGUGAGAUUCGGUCCCGUCGGAAGCUCAUCUCAGUGCUGCAGUUAUUCAUAGGCACAAGUUGAGCAAUGGGGCAAAAAGACUCCAAGCCUUCAUAUAACUAUUCUUAUGAUUCUGGGAACACAUGGUCAGGAUAUGAUUCCAGAUAUGCUGGAAAUACAUCCUCCAGUUAUAGUGCAAGGUACGCGCCUUCUUCAGAGAACAAUGUGCAGCCAGAAACACACGCCAGGUUGCACAGGAAGUAUUCAAGGAUUGGUGAUGACUACCGCUCUUUGAGUCAGGUGACUGAAGCUUUGGCACAGGCAGGUCUUGAAUCUUCAAAUCUUAUUGUAGGCAUUGAUUUUACAAAGAGCAAUGAAUGGACAGGUAAAAUUUCUUUUAAUCGUCGCUGUCUGCAUGAUAUUGGAAGCACUCCAAACCCAUAUGAGCAAGCCAUAUCUAUUAUUGGAAGGACACUUUCAGCUUUUGAUGAAGAUAAUUUGAUUCCCUGCUUUGGAUUUGGUGAUGCGUCAACUCAUGAUCAGGAGGUAUUCAGCUUUUACCCAGAGAACCGCCCAUGCAACGGAUUUGAAGAGGCGCUAGAAAGAUACAGAGAAAUAGUUCCAACUCUUCGAUUAGCUGGACCAACAUCUUUCGCUCCAAUGAUUGAGACAGCAAUUGGAAUUGUAGACAGCACUGGUGGCCAAUAUCAUGUUCUUCUGAUAAUUGCUGAUGGACAGGUUACCCGAAGUGUUGAUACACAGUCUGGGCAAUUAAGUCCACAGGAGCGGGAUACAAUUGAUGCAAUAGUAAAAGCUAGCCACUUUCCUUUAUCUAUUGUUCUUGUUGGGGUUGGUGAUGGACCAUGGGAUAUGAUGCACCAGUUUGAUGACAAUAUACCUGCUCGCUCAUUUGACAAUUUCCAGUUUGUAAAUUUUACGGAGAUUAUGUCAAAGAGCAUAGCAGAUGAUAGAAAGGAGGCAGAAUUUGCAUUGUCAGCACUGAUGGAAAUCCCUACACAGUACAAAGCAACACUUGAUCUACAACUCUUAGGCCGCCGCCAAAGAAUACCUCCAAGAAUUGCUCUGCCACCACCAACAAGGACUGCUUAUUCACGGUCUACUAGCUUUAGUCAACAGUCUGGUGUUUAUUCACGAUCUAGUAGCUUUGACCAACAAACAAGUGGCUUUCAGCAACGGUCUGAGAGCUUCAAACAGCAACAGCCUGCAGCCACAAGGAGACCUGACACCUAUGCAUCAGAAAGUGCUUUAGAGGACAGACUUCUGUGCCCCAUUUGCAUGUAUAAAUCGAAGGACCUCGCGUUUGGAUGUGGACAUCAGACUUGCUACGAAUGCGGAAAAGAUAUGGAACGCUGCCCUCUAUGCCAGCAGCACAUAACCACAAGGAUCAGGCUCUACUGAUGCCAUGAAGCUUUUGAAGCCUAUGCCUAUGGAACGGCAAAUGUUGGAAGAAACUCCUGUGCAAAAUGUUCAGACCAGCUUUAAUGCUACUGCGCUUCGUCUUGUAAUUGGCGUCCUAGUCUUACUGCAUCAGACGUCUUAAGUAGAUAGUGCUGCUGUCACUGUCCCAGUAAGGCACAAAAAAGCGCACCAAAAAAUAAUGUACAUAUUGUUCCCUUGUGUGCAUCAUCCUGGAUGAGACAAUGAAUAUUGUGAAGCAAAUACAUUGCCAUUUCUGAGCUCUUGAAUA